AUGAGCUCAUCAGCCGUGCUCUACAACCCAAUCAGUUUCUCAUCUGUAGCAAUAGUUUCAAGAACCCAUUUCCCCUUUCUAAUUCCCAAGGAUUCCCAAAAACCCCAAAUCAGAAACCAGGAAAACGGGCCGAUUUUCAAGAAACUCAGCCGGGCCGUGAGGGCGGGCUUAGCCGGAGCUCCGGGAAAAUCCGGGCAGGCCUUAGCCGGAGAGUACUCAAACCCGCCGGCCCAAAAGAAGCUUCGGGUCUUGGUGGCCGGCGGUGGGAUCGGGGGGCUGGUUUUCGCGCUGGCGGCGAAAAGGAAAGGUUUUGAGGUGGUUGUGUUUGAGAAGGACUUGAGCGCCAUUAGAGGGGAAGGUCAGUACAGGGGCCCGAUUCAGAUUCAGAGCAAUGCUCUGGCUGCUUUGGAGGCCAUUGAUAUGGAGGUUGCUGAGGAGGUUAUGUGCGCUGGGUGCAUAACUGGCGACAGGAUUAAUGGCUUGGUUGAUGGAAUUUCUGGAAAUUGGUACGUCAAGUUCGAUACAUUCACUCCUGCAGCCGAACGUGGGCUCCCAGUCACCCGAGUUAUUAGCCGCAUGACUUUGCAGCAAAUCCUUGCCCGUGCGGUUGGCUCAGAUACUAUUAUGAACGAAAGCAAUGUAGUUGACUUCAACGAUGAUGGUCAAAAGGUUUCGGUUAAACUUGAAGACGGUCAAUGUUUUGAAGGAGAUCUUCUUGUUGGGGCUGAUGGGAUAUGGUCAAAGGUAAGAAAGAAUUUGUUCGGUCAAACUGAAGCCGUAUACUCUGGCUACACUUGCUACACAGGAAUUUGUGAUUUUGUUCCUGCUGACAUCAAGACAGUUGGGUAUCGAGUAUUCUUGGGCCACAAACAAUACUUUGUUUCCUCAGACGUGGGCGGGGGGAAAAUGCAGUGGUACGCAUUUUACAACGAGUCACCUGGUGGAGUUGAUAAGCCUAAUGGUAAAAAGGAGAGGCUGUUAAAGUUAUUCGGAGGUUGGUGUGAUAAUGUUUUGGAUCUAUUAGCCGCAACCGAUGAAGAUGCCAUUCUUCGUCGUGACAUAUAUGACCGGACUCCAAUAUUUACAUGGGGAAAGGGUCGUGUGACGUUGUUGGGUGACUCGGUUCAUGCUAUGCAGCCAAAUUUGGGUCAAGGUGGAUGCAUGGCUAUUGAGGAUGGGUACCAAUUGGCAUUGGAACUCGAUAAAGCUUGGAAGCAAAGCAUCAAGUCGGGAAGACCGAUUGAUGUAGUCUCCUCUUUGAAGAGUUACGAGAAUGCUCGAAAGUUACGCGUUGCUAUCAUUCACGGGCUAGCAAGGAUGGCUGCAUUAAUGGCAUCAACUUACAAGGCAUAUCUAGGUGUGGGACUCGGCCCACUAUCGUUCUUGACUAAAUUUAGAAUACCACAUCCGGGAAGAGUUGGGGGAAGGAUUUUUAUCGACAUUGGUAUGCCCUUGAUGCUAAGCUGGGUUCUUGGUGGUAACGGUUCGAAACUCGAAGGAAGAACACUACACUGUCGACUUUCUGACAAAGCCAGUGACCAGUUAAGGACAUGGUUUGCGGAUGAUGAUGCUCUCGAGCGAGCUCUUGAUGCGGAUUGGUUUUUAUUUCCGAUUGGAGAUUCGACGACAGCAUCUGAAACUAUAUUCCUACGUCGAGACGAGAAGAAACCCUAUGUAAUUGGGAGUGUACCACAUGCAAGCUUUCCUGGAUUGUCGAUAGCUAUACCGUCACCUGAGGUCUCGAAAACGCAUGCUCGGAUAAGUUACAAAGACGGAGCCUUUUUCGUGACCGAUUUGAGGAGUGAGCAUGGUACCUGGAUAACAGAUAACGAAGGCAGAAGGCAUCGUGUAACCCCCAAUCUCCCUACCCGUUUUCACCCUACGGAUACCAUUGAGUUUGGGUCGGAUAAGAAGGCAGCCUUCCGUGUGAAGGCUAUGAAAUUCCCGCCAAAGACAACAAAGAACAAGGAUGACAAUGAAGUUCUGCAAACAGUAUAG
This is a messenger RNA of Striga hermonthica, 1998 nucleotides long. The record is from the annotation of a GenBank genome assembly. NCBI's taxonomy places the organism in Eukaryota, Viridiplantae, Streptophyta, Magnoliopsida, Lamiales, Orobanchaceae.